Molecule: messenger RNA, 450 nt
Organism: Symbiodinium natans
Lineage: Eukaryota; Dinophyceae; Suessiales; Symbiodiniaceae
Source: the annotation of a GenBank genome assembly
AUGGCGGCGCCGAAGCGCGCGCUCAUCGUCGGCCUCCGCAAGCUGAACCCCAGCCUGAAGGAGCAGAUGGCAGCUUGGGUCAAGCCACAGAACCUCGCCUACAUCAGCGGCCUCACGAACAAGCAGCUCCAGCAGGACCUGGCAUCCAUGGCCGCGUCUCUAGAGAGCGAAGGCAUCCGCCUGGAGAACGUCCUGGUGGAGGGGGAGAUCGACGAUGCGGGCAUCCAGCGCAGCUGCAAUCAGCUGCGGCAGCACCUAUGUCAAUCGGAUGCAUAUGACGUGGUGGUCCUCGGCGCCGGCAUCCGUGGCCCACUGGCGCACUUGCCGCUGUUCGAGAGCCUCGUCAACGUGACGCACCGACAUGCCCCGAGCGCGAGGAUUGCCUUCAACACGUAUCCGCUGGAUACCGCCGAGGCCAUCAAGCGUGCGCUGGCAGCGAAGGAGGAGUGA